AUGCCGGGACACACUGGCCGCCAACAGUAUAAGAAAAAUAAUUACAACAACCACAAAAAGGACCAACGACCCAUCAUCAUCGAUGAAAAUAAUCCCGUACUGAAAGCAUUCCAAUCGUAUGCCAUUGAAUUGGAUGCCAAACAUGAUCGCUAUGAACGUAUCGUCAAGAUGAGUCGUGACAUUACCAUUGAAUCGAAGAGGAUUAUUUUUCUCCUGCAUUCCAUAGAUGUGAGGAAGAAUAAUAAACAAAAGGUGUUGGAAGAGGCUCGAACACGUUUGGAAAAGGUGAUUGCCUGCAAUUUUAAAGCCAUUGCCGAGGAAUUACAUGGCCAUGAUCCAUAUCAAUUUCGUGGUGCAUAUUCUCCAGGGCUGCAGGAAUUCAUUGAGGCCUAUACCUUUAUGGAAUACAUUAAGUAUGUGGAAAAUGAUAGUGAGGGUGCAGGAGGAGAUGAGGGUGGAGAAAUGAGCGAUUGGAAUGCCUUGCAAAAGAAAAUGACAUAUCCUGCCUCUGAAGAAAAAGAAGUUAAGGAUGAGGAGGAAAUCACUACCAGCAGCAAGGCUUCAACCAUGUUCUUUGUGGAUCCCAAUGAAUAUAUUUUGGGUGUAUCGGAUCUUACCGGUGAACUUAUGCGCCGUUGCAUUAAUUCCUUGUGUAGUGGUGAAACCGACACCACCAUGGCCUGCUGUAAGGCAUUGCAAAAGUUUUUUACUGGUUACAUUAGUUUAAAUGUCCAUCGUUGCCGUGAGCUAUCACGCAAGAUCUACACUAUGCGCCAGAGUGUCCUGAAGGCCGAAAAUGUUUGCUAUAAUGUCAAGGUCCGAGGUGGCGAGGCAGCCAAAUGGGGUGCCAUGUUCGAUAGUAAAUCGAUUGCUGAUGAUAUUGAUGAGGGAUUUUUCUAG
Musca vetustissima is the source of this 900-nucleotide messenger RNA. It is a transcript of the gene Trax, whose product is annotated as translin-associated protein X. The record is from RefSeq and is a predicted model, not a curated record. NCBI's taxonomy places the organism in Eukaryota, Metazoa, Arthropoda, Insecta, Diptera, Muscidae. The transcript has 2 exons. Gene Ontology annotation, molecular function: sequence-specific DNA binding; RNA binding; RNA endonuclease activity. Gene Ontology annotation, cellular component: cytoplasm; nucleus. The coding region runs from base 1 to 900 and encodes 299 amino acids.